Diabrotica virgifera virgifera (western corn rootworm) is the source of this 711-nucleotide messenger RNA. RefSeq names its product keratin-associated protein 19-2-like. The transcript has 2 exons. The record is from RefSeq and is a predicted model, not a curated record. Lineage: Eukaryota; Metazoa; Arthropoda; Insecta; Coleoptera; Chrysomelidae. The coding region runs from base 321 to 662 and encodes 113 amino acids.
AUAGUCAACUAAAAAAAUACUAAUUGCAUAAAAAUUUCUUGGUAUUUCCGAAAAAACUUUGAUACUGAUAAAAACUAGAAUCGAACAAAAGCUGCAUUCUUCUUUUAUCAAUUACAAGUCAUUUUUUAGGAUUUUUAAUUUAGUCAUUCAUUUUUUACUUGGGCGUUUUUGGAAAAUCAUUAUCGGCCUGUAUUUCCUGUCGUUAUAAAAACCAAUAUAUAUAUCUAGCAUAGAGUCGUUAAAAUCGCCUUAGUCAAAAACCAAAGAACAGAGAUAUCAAUAUCAUUAGUGAUAGAACUACGUGCCAGUCAACAUCCAUCAUGUCCAAAUUUUUGGUACCUUUGUUAAUGCUAUUCGUAACUGCCUGCCUGUUCCUUCCUACCGAAUCAGCACCAAACAAGAAAUUAAAAAUGAAGGACCUUUAUCCCUACGGAAUGGGAAUGGGAUAUGGACCUGGAAUGGGAAUGGGAUACGGACCUGGAAUGGGAAUGGGAUACGGACCUGGAAUGGGCGGAUAUGUACCUGGAAUGGUCGGAUAUGGACCUGGAAUGGUCGGAUAUGGACCUGGAAUGGGAGGAUAUGGACCUGGAAUGGGAGGAUAUGGAACUGGAAUGGGUGCGCCCGGAUAUGGAUAUAACUCCAUGUAUCGUGAGAAGGUUUAGAUCUAUUUCUUUAUCGACGAAGUUGUUGAAUAAAAUAAUUUUUAGUAAA